This is a messenger RNA of Prionailurus viverrinus (fishing cat), 851 nucleotides long. It is a transcript of the gene CREG2, whose product is annotated as cellular repressor of E1A stimulated genes 2. The transcript has 4 exons. Lineage: Eukaryota; Metazoa; Chordata; Mammalia; Carnivora; Felidae. Bases 1 to 849 code for a protein of 282 amino acids. The record is from RefSeq and is a predicted model, not a curated record.
AUGUCCGUGCGCCGCGGCCAGCGGCCCGCGCGGCCGGUCACCCGCCUCUCCUGGCUGCUGUGCUGCAGCGCCCUGCUGUCCCCGGCCGCGGGCUACGUGAUCGUGAGCUCGGUGUCUUGGGCCGUCACCAACGAAGUGGACGAGGAGCUGGACAGCGCCUCCACCGAGGAGGCGCUGCCCGCGCUGCUGGAGGACUCGGGCAGCAUCUGGCAGCGCAGCUUCCCGGCCUCGGCUCACAAGGAGGACGCGCACCUGCCGCCCCCGGCCGGCGCCGCCCGCUCCAGGCCGCCCCCCGAGCCGCCCGGGAUGUUCUCCUACCGGCGGGAGAGCGCCCCGAGACUGCGCCCCAGCACCGCCCGCUUCCUGGCCCACGCCAGCGCCUGGGGCUGUCUGGCCACCGUGUCCGCCCACGAGAAGAUCCCAGGACUGCCAUUUGGAAACUGCCUGCCCAUCAGCGACGGCCCCUUGAACAACAGCACUGGGAUUCCUUUCUUCUAUGUGACACCCAAGGACCCUGCAGUGGCUGAUCUGAUGAAGAACCCCAUGGCCUCCCUCCUGCUGCCAGAAUCUGAAGGAGAGUUCUGCAGAAAAAAUAUCGUCGACCCGGAAGACCCCCGAUGUGCCCGGUUGACGCUCACUGGCCAGAUGACUGCAGUGUCUCCAGAAGAAGUAGAAUUUGCCAAGCAAGCCAUGUUUUCAAGACACCCAGUUCUGAGGAAGUGGCCUCGUCAGUAUGAAUGGUUCUUUAUGAAGAUGAAGAUAGAACAUAUCUGGCUUCAGAAAUGGUAUGGUGGAGUAUCCGACAUUUCAAGGGAGGAAUACUUCAAGGCAGUUCCAAGAAAGGCCUGAUG